This is a messenger RNA of Aaosphaeria arxii CBS 175.79, 1384 nucleotides long. Its product is annotated as Metallo-dependent phosphatase. The transcript is spliced from 2 exons. Lineage: Eukaryota; Fungi; Ascomycota; Dothideomycetes; Pleosporales. The coding region runs from base 112 to 1305 and encodes 397 amino acids. Gene Ontology annotation, molecular function: phosphatase activity; endopolyphosphatase activity. The record is from RefSeq and is a predicted model, not a curated record. Gene Ontology annotation, biological process: polyphosphate catabolic process. Gene Ontology annotation, cellular component: cytoplasm.
UGAAUGCCUUAUUUCAGGCCUCUAAACACCUCACGACUUCCACCUGCUCGCGACGAUAGCAUUCGAUUACACUUCACACCCCCGUUUGCUCCCUGACGCCUCUAUAUUCAAAUGUACCACAACAAUUUCGACGGCCGACCAGAAAGCCUCCGCCUGAUCGACCUGAUCCCCGACAACAACGUCUAUGCCUCGGACGAAGAAGACUCCUUCUACCGCCACGACGACGACGACGACUACAUAAUCCACCCGAAGUGGCGGGCGCUCGCACAGCAAACCUCACAAAAGAUACCGCGGAGAGUGCAGCGCUUCUCCGCCAUCUGCCUAGUGCUAUUGCUCGUGGCCUGGAUUACCUGGAAGAUACAUUACGGUCCGCAAUACGCUGAGCGCAAGCAGUUGAUUAUGGAGAUGGACACAGUGCCCGAAGCGGCAUACGGAACGAGUCUGAGGCCCGUGUUCAAGGAUAUGAUACAUAUGAAAACGUUGGACGAGAAACAUCUUCCGAAGGGGGACAAGAGGCUUGUGAUUGUUGGGGAUGUACACGGUUGUAAGGAAGAGUUGGAGCAGCUCUUGCAGGAGGUCGGGUUCGAUGAGAAGAACGACCACCUCAUUCUGACUGGAGACAUCAUCGCGAAAGGACCAGACUCGAAGGGUGUCGUUUCGCUGGCGGAGAAACUAGGUGCUUCCUGUGUGCGCGGCAAUCACGAAGACAAGGUCCUCCUGUCUCUCCAGGAGAGUAGUCAUCGUCACGCUGGCCUGCAAGGUCCAGAUGAAGAUCCCGAUCGUGAGACCGACUUCCUUGAAGAGCAAUCCUUCUCACAUGGAGACUAUAAACUGCGGAAGUUCGCAAAAUCCUUCUCGAAGAAGCAGAUAGGAUGGCUGAAAGAAUGCCCCGUUAUCUUGCGAGUUGGUCACAUACCAGACAUUGGUGAUCUCGUGGUAGUUCACGCCGGAUUGGUUCCAGAUAUGCCACUCGAACAGCAGGAUCCAUUUCAGUGUAUGAAUAUGCGAACUAUCGAUCUGAAGACACGCAUACCCUCCGAGUCCCGCGAUCAUACCCACUGGGAGAAGUUCUGGAAUCACCAGCAGAAGAAGCUCCCCAAGAAAGAGAGACUGACCGUCGCGUAUGGCCAUGACGCGAAAAGGGGGCUGAACAUCAACAAAUACACCUUUGGGCUGGACUCCAACUGUGUCCGGGGUGGCAAGCUCACAGCAAUGGUCAUCGAUGCAGCUGGCAAGCAAAAAAUCGUACAGAUCAAGUGUAAAACCAACUACACUGAGAAAGAGUUACCGCCGGAAGAUUCUUGAGUACUCCGUUUGAUAUUAAGCAUUUCCAGGCGUUAUUCGGCAUUAGCAUGGUCAUUCAUACAAAGAAAUCAACACACGG